GGAGUGGAAUAGGCAGGAGAUGCCGCCGCCGCCGCCGCUACUGCGCUUCUAGUUGUGAAUGGGACUUGUCCGCUCGCUCUCCUCCAGAGGUGACCCAGGGAGAAGCCCCAGCCGGACGCCCAGUAAGGGUUGGAAUCGCCGAUCUGCUGCAGCACUGAACAGGAAACGUCUCUUGAUAUCCCUGGCUUGCUCAAAUGGGUGGAAUAUGUUUCUUCAAUUGGCCACUGGUUUCCAGUGGGUAAAGGAAUUAAUUUGGGAAUCUGAAUGGAGCUAAAGAGAUGCACUUAACAAGCAAGAACAUCUUGUGUAUGGAAAACUACAUCUGAAAUUUCGAGAGGAUUAUAUUAUUCCUUUUUUGGACUAUUGUGGGGGCUCUGUGAUAAAGGGAUUGAUUUUGGGAUACUUCUGGUGCCUAUACCUUAACCAAAAAUGAAGGAGGACAACUGUUUACAUGCUGCCCUUCUCUGCCUGGGAAUGCUGAGCUACAUCCUGGUCGUGGCAACGGAAAGAUUGAAUUCUUCGAGGCCGUCACUCCAUGGACACCAUGAAAAAGGGAAAGAAGGACAAGUUCUCCACCGUUCGAAAAGAGGAUGGGUGUGGAAUCAAUUCUUUGUAAUAGAGGAAUACACAGGGCCAGAUCCUGUGCUGGUGGGCAGGCUUCAUUCAGAUAUUGAUUCUGGUGAUGGGAACAUCAAAUACAUUCUCUCAGGUGAAGGGGCAGGAAUAAUUUUCGUUAUUGAUGACAAAUCAGGGAACAUCCAUGCAACAAAGACACUGGAUCGGGAAGAAAGAGCUCAGUACACCUUAACAGCCCAGGCUGUGGACCGGAAUACCAACCGACCCUUGGAACCACCCUCUGAAUUCAUUGUCAAAGUUCAAGAUAUUAAUGACAACCCCCCUGAAUUCUUACAUGAAAACUACCAUGCCAAUGUACCAGAGAGAUCCAACGUAGGUACAUCAGUUAUUCAGGUCACAGCCUCAGAUGCUGAUGACCCCACCUAUGGAAACAGUGCCAAACUAGUUUACAGCAUCCUUGAAGGUCAGCCGUAUUUCUCCGUGGAAGCACAAACAGGUAUUAUUAGAACUGCUCUUCCUAACAUGGACAGAGAAGCAAAGGAGGAAUAUCACGUUGUCAUCCAAGCGAAGGACAUGGGAGGACACAUGGGAGGACUCUCAGGGACAACCAAAGUGACAAUUACCCUGACUGACGUCAAUGACAACCCGCCAAAAUUCCCGCAAAGUGUUUAUCAGAUGUCAAUAUCGGAAGCAGCUAUCCCAGGAGAAGAAGCCGGAAGAGUGAAGGCCAAAGAUCCCGAUAUUGGGGAAAAUGGCUUAGUAGCAUACAACAUUAUCGACGGGGAUGGUAUAGAGAUGUUUGAAAUUACAACGGAUUAUGAGACUCAGGAAGGGGUUGUGAAGCUUAAGAAGCAUCUAGAUUAUGAAACCAAAAAGACUUACAGUCUGAAAGUGGAGGCAGCCAAUGUACAUAUAGACCCAAAGUUCAUCAACAAUGGACCAUUUAAGGAUACUGUGACUGUGAAAAUUAACGUGGAGGAUGCUGAUGAGCCACCAGUAUUUUUAGCACCAAGUUAUAUCCUUGAAGUGGAAGAGAAUGCAAGUCCCGGCGUUCUAGUUGGGCGGGUACAUGCCAAAGACCCAGAUGCGAAAAACAGCCCUAUAAGAUAUUCAAUUGAUCGUCACACUGACCUCGACAGAUAUUUCAGUAUCAGCCCAGAAGAUGGUUCAAUUAUGACCAUUAAAAAACUAGACAGAGAAGAAAUAGUUUGGCAUAAUAUAUCAGUACUUGCAGCUGAAAUCCACAACCGGCAUAGGGAAGCUAAAGUUCCAGUAGCCAUCAGAGUCCUCGAUGUAAAUGACAACGCUCCAAAAUUCACAGAUGCGUACGAAACCACCGUCUGCGAAAAGCGUCAGAGCAACGAGCCAUUAAUUACAAUUACUGCAGAGGACAAGGACGAUACAGCCAACGGCCCAAGAUUUAUCUUCAGUUUGCCACCCGAAAUUAUCCACAAUCCUAAUUUUACUCUCCGAGAUAACCGAGAUAACUCAGCAAGCGUUAUCACGAGGCGCACGACUUUCAGCCGACAGGUGCAGGAUUUGUACCUUCUGCCUAUUGUGAUAAGUGAUGGUGGGAGCCCUCCGCUGAGCAGUACCAACACACUUACUAUUCGAGUAUGUGGCUGUGAUGGUGACAGGAUCUCCUGCAAUGCUGAAGCCUACACCCUGAAUGCAGGACUUAGCACUGGCGCUUUAAUUGCCAUUCUUGCUUGCAUUGUGAUUUUGUUAGUGAUUGUAGUGUUAUUUGUAACACUGAAACGACAAAAGAAAGAGCCCCUCAUUGUCUUUGAAGAAGAAGAUGUACGAGAGAAUAUUAUCACUUACGAUGAUGAAGGAGGUGGAGAGGAAGAUACCGAAGCUUUUGACAUCGCUACUUUGCAAAACCCUGAUGGCAUCAAUGGAUUUAUUCCUCGCAAAGACAUAAAGCCCGAGUAUCAGUACAUGCCUAGGCCAGGGCUUCGGCCUGCUCCAAACAGUGUUGACGUUGAUGACUUUAUCAACACAAGAAUACAAGAAGCUGAUAAUGACCCGACAGCUCCUCCCUAUGACUCGAUCCAGAUCUACGGCUACGAAGGGAGGGGCUCAGUGGCGGGUUCACUUAGCUCUUUAGAGUCAGCGACAACAGAGUCUGAUUUGGACUAUGACUAUCUACAAAACUGGGGACCUCGUUUUAAGAAACUAGCGGACUUAUAUGGCUCCAAAGACACUUUUGAAGAUGAUUCUUAACAAUAACAUUUCAAAUUUGGCCUUAAGAACUGUGUCUAACAUUCUGGAGAAAAAAAAAGAUUCAGAGGAAAAAUGUAAGCAGGUAUUUUUUAAAAUAAAAUAAGGAAAGGUUCAUAGAAAACAUUUAGGUUUAGCAAAGAUGGGGGAGGGUCCUUUCAUUUAAAGGGGGGGGGGCGGAAAGGACAGCAAAGUGGUAAAUACUGUGAAGUACCUUUUCUCGCAAAAGGCAAAAUACAGAAGUUGGUGAUCAACUUCGCUAGAAGGGGAUAAAAAAUAACCACUUGUGAAAUACAAACUAUUUAAGCAAAGGGGAAAAUUCAAAAAGUCAUCUGAGAACCGAGGGCAAUCUUUUUGUUUUGUUUUGUUUGUGUGUAUUAUGAACAGCUAAGUCUUUUAUGUCAAAGAAGCUUCCACAAAUUAGAAAGGAUCACAGUUCCGAGCUGUAAUUUCGCCUUAAACUAUGGACACUCCUUACGUAGUGCAUUUUUAAACUUGAAAUAUAUAAUAUUCAGCCAGCUUAAACACAUAUGAUGUAUGUACAGGACAAUGUACAAUUUUGUCUCUUGAGCAUCCAACGUUUCUGCUGACUCCUGUAAAUCUUUUUUGCUUAUACUUUCAUCUUAAUCUAAUACGUGCCAGAUAUAUUAAAAAAAAACUGUCUUGUUGCAGUGGGAGGCGCCCUAUUUCUAUGUCAUUUUUAAAUGUAUCUAUUUGUACAAUUUUAAAGUUCUUAUUUUUAGUAUACAUACAAAUAUCAGUAUUCUGACAUGUAAGAAAAUGUUACAUCACACUUAUAUUUUAUGAACAUUGUACUGUUGCUUUAAUAUGGGCUUCAAUAUACGAAGCAGACUUUGAAAUAAAAAAAAGGAUUCGUUUUUUAAUUCUCGCUUUUGUUUAUUAAACGUUUAAAGGGAAAGCAUUGUUCCCGUUUAUGUAUGUAUAUCUCUAAACUACCAAUCUGACCUUUUAAUAGCCCUAUUUGUUAUGUGUUUGUAGCUAAAGCUGUCUUGUUAAGUGAUUAUUUAAAAUCAAUUACCAUUUUUGAAUGUGUGUGUGGGGAUUUUUUAAAAAAGAGAAAUACCUUUAAAGUCUAUAUAGAGCAUAUGGCUGCUUCACGAGCACAGUAGCAGCUUGAAUAAAUAUGCUCUGGGUUCAGUUCAGUUUCUUCUUUUAAGUACUGCCAUAUUAUACGCAUGUAUCUUACCUCUUAAUAAUCCCACUGGCUUCCAUAAAUGGCGUUACAAUGUGCAGACAUUGUCUGCACUUAUAAUUUAAACCAUGCUGAUUAAGCUGAAUAUCCGUUUUAGGAUACUGUGGGCUGAAAGAGACUUAAAUCUGGGUCUGACCCAAUUUUAGAUUGCUAAAGAUUUUGUAUUCAACUAUUUACCCUAAGAUGUGUAUUAAUUUUGGCUUAAAAAUGUAAGUAGUAUUUAGUUUGCUGAAGUAGUAUCAUCUAGGUUCUUUUUUUUUUAAUUUAAGGCAAGAAAAACAUAGAGAAAGGGUUAGUUUUUUAUUGUAUGCUUUUAAUUUAACAAUAGUAAAGGAUCUAUAGAUUAGUUUUGAAUUAGUUUAGAGAAUGGAACAGAUUGUAUGUUCAACCUCUGGACAUAUAUGUAAAGAUGCUAAAUUUAAUAUAACCAGUAGGAAAAAGUUAGAGGUCUGCAAAUAUAAUAUAGGAUGAGGCCAUAUUGGCAGUAAAACAUAUUUCUUAAGGUCUUGCAGGAGGUUUAAGGGCGAAAAUCCAUUCUGAGGUUAAGAAUACCAAUUGCCAAAUUUUGUGAAAUUUGCCUUGCUUAUAGUAGUGUUAAUUUCCAUAUGUAUUUAAUAUACAUUUACUAAACAAAUGGGUUGGAUCCAAACCCUUUUCCUCCCCGCCAGUAAAGGGCACUUUCUCCAGCAAAAGAAAAUUGAGAGGGAAGGGACAACAUUACUGAUUUCCACUCACUUCCCUGACCUCCCUCCCCAUUUCACACUCAUGCCAUUCCUGAGAGUCAUCUACCCUCCAGGACUAGUGGAAAACUAUUAACAGUAGUUUGAAUCCAACCCAGGAUAGUUGUUUUUGACAUUAUAGUGCUAAGAUUUGGUGAAUUCCCCCACCCUCAGUAUAUGAGUAUCAGGAAAAACAUUACUACUAUACCAUGUAUUAUUUCAAUAUGAUAUAUUAGUAGAUAGAUAGGUAGCAAUGUUCUAUAUAUUUCAACGCUUAGUGCAAAUUUCUUCAGUUGUUAUCAUUGUUGUUGUUUUCUAUUUUUAUAAUCCAAAGACUAUUUUGCUAUAUUUGCACAUUUCUCCAAUAUGAAUUAAAUUUUUGAAAGUUAGCAAAUGAUGUAGAGGAAAAGUAAAUCUGCUGAUAAAGUUGUCAUUGCCACCUUCAUCUUCAUCGUGACAAUACUUUUUGACGUCAAAAUUUUUACUACUUGCUAAUGUACGUUUUACUGCAUUGUUAGGCAAACUUUUGACACUUUUUACAUGCUUCUGUUUAAUUUUGAAGGCAAAGAAAGACAUUGUCAACUACUUUUUUAUCAUUUCAAAUAUUUGUUUUUUUUAGUAUCUGUAGCCCCCCACCCCCUUCUCCCCUUCUUACAAGUUUGGAAAUAAAUUUACUUUUCCUGCUA
Messenger RNA from Eublepharis macularius, 5417 nucleotides. RefSeq names its product cadherin 11 (gene CDH11). Gene Ontology annotation, cellular component: plasma membrane; catenin complex; adherens junction. Bases 430 to 2802 code for a protein of 790 amino acids. The record is from RefSeq and is a predicted model, not a curated record. Lineage: Eukaryota; Metazoa; Chordata; Lepidosauria; Squamata; Eublepharidae. Gene Ontology annotation, biological process: homophilic cell-cell adhesion; cell-cell junction assembly; multicellular organism development. Gene Ontology annotation, molecular function: cadherin binding; calcium ion binding. The transcript has 13 exons.